GAGCAGCGACAUGGGAGGAGUUCCCUGCGAGUGCUCUCUCCGUCUGCGGAGAGACCACUCUCGGUGGCAGAGGUGGUCUCUGCUCACCUGAGCGUUUCAGGUGGCAGUCGCCCUGCUGAGUCGCUCAGCGACGGGUUCUCCUCGUGAGCGCCGCGAGCGCGAUUCGCCCAGCCUCCUCCGCGCCGUUGCACGGCGAGAGCAGAGAGCAAGACUUUUGCCGUGCGAGAGAGAGAGAGAGAGAGAGAGAAAGAGAGAGAGAAAAAGAGAAAGAAAGAGAGAGAAAAGAGAGGGAGAGACAGAGAGAAAGAGACAGACUUGGACGACUUCCGUGCGAGUCCCUUCGCGCGAUGCGAACCGGAAGAAUCGUAAUUCUUACCUGCGGCAACAGCAACAGCAACAGCAACAACAACAACAACAAUAACAACAACAACAACAACAACAUCUACCUCCCGAAUUCUCCUUCGUAGACCGAUAAAGCGGCCGUCGGUCUUUCGAAGACAGAUGCGACCGCUUCGAAGACGUUCGAUCUCGUCCAAUCGUCAAGUCCUAUCGCCAGUAGGACGAUUUUACUUUGCGAGAGAGAGAAAAGGAAAAAGAGAAAAACCGAUCGCGCGAUCGAGUUGAUCGAGUCGGGUUGUUUUAAACGAGGACUGAUCGAUAGCUCGGACCGACUCGAUCAGGUCGGAGAGAUGUUUUCCAGUGGAAUGGCGGUAGAUUAAAAACAGAGAGAUAAUUACGGUCUCUUGCCGGCUGAAGAAGAGGAAAAUCCUUGGUGAAGCAAUCUCGUCCAGUUAAUUAUUCAGCCCGUUACCAGUGCGUCCGUUCGAAAGGAGCAUCCUCUCGACGGCGGUCUCUCUUUCGACGGCGCAAGAAUAUUUAAGUAUCGCUCCGGAGGGGUCUACGUGAAUCGAUCAAUUCUCACGAUGAGCGAUGCACGCCACGCGACGUGAUCGCAUGUUGCAACGCAAUGAAGAGCAACGCGAUCGCCAGUCGUUCCGCCGAAGCGACGCUUUCUGAUCGAGAGGUACGAUCGGGAUUUCGGCGGCGGAUCCACGCGCGCAGAAAGUGAGCGUCGCCAGCAAUUUGGUGAUCCGGCCAAUCGGCGACGAUCGGCCAGCCGUAGCUGUGUGCACACGAAAAGAAAAACAAUCGUCGACGCUUAUUAAAUGAACCGAGGCGAUUUUAACGAGCGAUCUAUAGACGGACGUGCGUGACCGCUCACGAGCGACGUAUAAAUUUGUCGUGAAAUCGACUCGUCCGACGGCAUUCUGGCGGAAUUAUCGAGGUAUCGCGUAAUAGCGAGCGACGGUAAAUACGGCUGCAAAAGGCGCUCGCGGUCGCGAGCAGCCGCGAGCGCGAAGAAAAAGCCAGUCGAGGGAUUCACGACGAUAACGAUGAAGAAAGUGUCGGCGAAUAACGAGAAGAUCUUUCCAGAGCAGCGGGAGCAUGCACGGCGGGUCGUUUGUUAACGAGCGAAGAAAGACAGUCGACGUCGCCGAGUAGCCCCGAAAGAAUCAAAGUAUCCGCCACUUGUACGCGAAUCUGAUCGGACAGGAGACACGAUAAGAAACAAGAGCACUAAUUAAUUUACACAAGAUCCAGCGGAACGACUCACGCAGAGUAACUCUGUAGCUCACGCACCCCCGAUAGAAUGUGAAUUAAAAGGGACGGCGAGGAAAACGCGGUCGGUCGUAAAUCUCGCGCCGAUCAAGGUGACAGCGGAAGCCAACGCUGUUAUCGCGGAUAAUUGUGCCAAUAAUCACGCGGUAAUAAUUCAACACCGCGAGACAGGCUCCACACAGGUGUCAGCGAUAAUCGCGAUCGACGGUGGGGUCGAUCGGGCCGGUGUAUCGAUCGAUAAUAUCGUGUUAAAGAUCCGCGAGGCGCAUCAUUGAAUUGAACGCGUCGCGGAAAAUAUUCUUUCUCCCUCUCUUGCCUCUUGCUCCUCGCGAGGAUGCGACGAGGUCGCGCUUAAGAAUCAACGGUCGCCGGUUCGCCGGUCGGCUAAAUGUCACGCGUGAAGUCACGAAUCUCGUCGAAGUGUCGCGAAAUCGCUUUCGAGUGCCGAGUGUAAACUACUAAUGAGCGAUCGUUAAUCACUCGCAUACCACACGCAAGUGGAGCAUGAUGGGAGAGGUGAUUCGUGUUUCCGGGAGGGCGGCGGACGUCGGGGACUUCCUCAAGGAGGCCAUGCUGUCACAGCGAUUCGCGGAUGUGGCCCUAUGCUGUCCCGGAGGUCAAAGGUUCCUCGCGCAUCGCCUGGUCCUGUCGGCCGCGAGCCCUUACUUACAGGAGGUACUGCUGGCGCACAGCAAAUCCGCCGUUCAUUGCGAGCCGAUCACGGUGAUUCUGGCGGAGGUGGAGGCGCCGGAACUCGCGGCACUCCUCGGCUUCGUGUACACCGGAAGCGCGACGGUGCCGCGAGUUCGACUGGAUGCGUUUCUGCGCGCCGCCGAAGCCCUGCGCAUUCAGCUGCCGCCGGUGCCAGUCGUGAUGACGUGCAGAGCGGACCAGGCGGACUGCAAGCUGGAGGACGUCAAGGACGUCAAGGUCAGCCCCAAGUACUUGCAGUGCGACCAGUACCCAUCGUCCGACAGGUGGUACCGAUCGGCAAGGCUAUCGUCGAGGCUACCCUACGAGGACUCGUACGAUCGGAAAGAGUCCUGCGGCAGGGUAUAUCCUGCGCCGGAAAACAGCAGGGACAUCCUCAGAGACACCAGGACGCUCCAUGAGCUCGACAGUCCCGUCAGGUCGGCGUUCACGCCUACCUGCGCGAGCGCAUGGCCAAUCGGUGGCUUCGUGCAGCAAGACCGAACUAUGGGAGAACCCGCAGCGGAGAAAGAUCACAUCUCGACGACAGGUAGACCGGCGCACGAGCGCCACGCCGACAAGAACCACGCGAUCCCAGCGGUUCCCAGCGGUGGUGAGCCGCUCUUCAAUGUGUACCAGUCGACCACGUGCCUUCCACCGGUCGGAUCCGCUGCGGAAGGAUACGCCGGGCUGGAUCCGCUCGAGAGGAUUCGCACGGGAUACGAGAGGUUGCAGGUGAUGAAUUGCGUGACCGGCAAACCGACGGAUGAAGACGCGAGCGCGGGUGGCUCGGGCGAGUUUUGCGGAAGAACACGGGACGAUUACAGUCGCAGCGAGUGCCCCUACCCGAGCGGGAUGCAGUCGUCGUCCUUGCAAUGCGCCGCCGGUCGAACGAGGUCGUACGAGAGGCCCGAUUACGGUCAGGCGGGCGAGGAUCUCAGCUGCGGCGAAAGUUGUUGUAGGUGGAGGACCGCCCGCAGGCACGUGGCCAACCGCGUCACCGCGUCGCCGUGGCGCCAGAUCAUCAGGCCUCAUCAUUCACCGAGAACAAGGCCCGUCGAACGUCAGCUCGAUGAUAUGGAGAUGCAGAAGAAGCCGCCGACACCCGAACCACCACCACGGUCUACGAUAAUAUCGAUGAGCCCGAGGAUCCAAUCCCCCAGGAACGUGCCGCGAAACGAUGGGGGGGGCCUCUACGCUUUCGAAGUUCCUAUCAACUGCGAGACGAGCUUUAACGGCGACGCGAGACCGCGCGAGAUGAUCAGCGGCCCGGAGCCGAGGAUCCAGGAGAUCUAUAGCUCCCCGCUUCCAUUCGCGCCCUCCGGUCAGAUCGCGCCGUUGAGGAGCAACGAGCCACUCUCUUUCCAGAAUAGCAAUACGUCCGCCCGACCGUUAUCCACCGGCAAUGACAAUGUUAUCACGAGCAAGAGCAGCGGAGGGUGCGGCGGAUACGCGACCUCGCAACCAGCCCCGCAAACAUCGACGAAGCCUGAACUGUCACAUCCGAUCAGCCGUUUGUGCGACACAAUCGAUACUGAUGAAAGAGAGCAGAGAGUGCCCCCGGUGGAGACGGAUGCGACGAGCGCAGAGAAGAACGUGGACGAGCGGAUCUUCGUCAACAGCGACAACAACAACAACACCGAGACGAUCGUUAACACAGAAGUGCCUCCUCGCGGGAAGUCCGUCGACGACCACAGGUGCGACCAGUGCGGGAAGACCUUCGUCACGAGGGCGUCGCUCAAGGUGCACAGCCGCACGCACUCCGGAGAGAAACCGUUCCGCUGUGCCGACUGCGGCAAGCAGUUCUCCCAGCUGCGCAACUACAAGUACCACCGCAGCGUGCACGAGGGCACGCGGGAGUUCGCGGCCACCUGUCCGGAAUGCGGCAAGUACUUCAACGACCGCGGCUACCUGAGCUCGCACAUGAAGAUCCACCGGAACCGCAAGGAGUACGGCUGCGCGGAAUGCGGCAAGAGCUUCAAUCAGCGGGUCGCCUACAACAUGCACGUGCGCAUACACACGGGCGUGAAGCCGCACCAGUGCGAGCAGUGCGGCAAGGCGUUCUCGCGGAAGAUGCUGCUGAAGCAGCAUCUGCGGACGCACUCCGGCGAGCGGCCGUAUCAAUGCCAAGUCUGCCAGAAAGCGUUCGCCGACCGCUCCAACAUGACUCUCCACACGAGGCUGCACUCCGGCCUCAAGCCGUACCAGUGCACCCUGUGCUCCAAGGCUUUCACCAAGAAGCACCACCUCAAGACCCACCUCAACUAUCACACCGGCACCAAGCCGUACUCCUGCCCCAACUGCGGCCUCAGGUUCUCGCAGAGCAGCAACAUGCGGACGCACUUCAAGAAGUGCAGCGUCAACAACCCCGUCGGCCAAGGCGCGGCCAAGGCGGCCCGCUGCGACGAGGUCGGGGACGCGGACGGCAACGCGGUGAUGCCCCAGGUGAUGGCCAGGAGUCCGGCGGACGCCUUGACGCCGCCUAAUUCCGAUCAAGAGUCCAGCAUCCUCACGCCCAUCUCGAAGAGCGUCGUCGCGAUAGAGAGCAACGCGUAGCGCCGCAACUUCUGCCCGCUUGCGGGCACUUGCGGGAUUCGCGACUCCCGCGCGGAGUAAAGUGAGAAAGAAAAUGAGAUGUCGUGAGCGAAUCGUUACAAAGUGUCUGCGCCGCGUCUGUGAAAGCAGUGAUCAAGAGGUGUUUCGCGCGUUUCGCGAAAGAACCAAGUGUUUCGAAGUUUUCGAAGCCGAAGUCUGUCCGUCGGAUGAUAAAUCGAUCGGAAAUGGAGCUGCGCGCUCGAGUGCCUUAACUUUCACGUAGUUGAUAAGCGUGGACGAUUGUUAUAUAUCCAUCGAACAGACACGAAACGGAUAACUCGUUGACGCUCGUUGACCGUUCGAUCGAAAUUACCGAGCCGAGUUCUGUUAUCUCCGUUCAUCACUGCUCGUGGAUGUUGCUGUGUGUUACCCCGUGUAUGGAAAUAAAAUAUUUCGCGAGUAACGCGCCACUUGUAGGGCGCGACGACUUACUCGUGUCUCUGUGCCUAAAUUAGCCUUUAAAUCGUGCAAUGUAUUUUCGAAUGACCAGACUUUUAGACGUGAUGAAAAAGAUCGAGAGCGGAAGUUGCUUCCAUCCGAAGCGGGCUCUCUCUCGGUACGACAUAACGUAACACGGUCAUGCGCGCGCCUAGUGCCUUCCAGUUCCUGUGUAUUUAUUGAACUUAAUCGCGAUGCACGCGUGUAUGCAGAAUUCCUCGUCUUUUCUAAUCGAAUCUAACAUUUAGCAGCUUCUCUCGGAGACCCGCGCGACGAGGGCUCGAGUACUACAGCGACGAAGAAAAUUCGCGUCGCUCCCUUAUUGCGCGUCGAACAAUUAAUAACCCCUCUCCGCCUCCGUCUCCACCUCCCCCUCCCCCUCCCCCUUUCUCCUCAAGAGCGCACAGCGUGCGAUUGCGAUACGGCAAUGUCCAAUUGCCGGUUGCAACACCUCAAUUGCAAAUGCAAUCGAAAAGCCUGCAGCUGCUUGUAGGAAGUAUCUCUCGUAUUUGAAAGUAGUCGCGGGGACUUCGGAGAACAACCGAGCUUCCAUAUCAGCGCAAACAGUGCCUCGUAACGGCCUUUACUAGGAAACGUCCCUACGGCAGCAUUUAAGGAUCUGUUCCUAGAGCAACUUUGUUAACGACCGGAGCGUUUCUUUUUGUUUUCUUUCUUUUUUUCUUUUUUUUUUUUUUUUUUCAUUCGAGGGUUCAAUCGAGAGUUAGAGAUUGUGAAACGACGUUGAUGUUGCAUUAAACAUCGCGCGAAUAAACGCGGACGAAUAAGCUUACGGACGGUGUGAGCGACGGGGUCUUCGAUUCGGUCCUUCGUCAAAUCCUACUUAAGUUGCGAGAACACUUCAAGAUUAGAACGAACGAGAAAUCGGAGGAAUAUAAAAAAAGGAGUCAAGGAGAAUCAAGGAGAAAUAUAGCAGCCAGAGAUUCAGAGCGAGAGAUCAGAUAUAUUUAAGAUGGUUAAUUUCAGACUAAAUGUUAGAAAUAUUUUACGAACACGUUUUUUUCUCGACUUGACAAAUAUAUUUGAGAUAAUAUAUAUUGAGCCGCGAAUCGAGUACGAGCUUAUGAAAAUCGAAAGAAAACUUAUAUACAGAGUGAUUCCUGCGGCGAAACUCGUUCCGGUAAUUUAAAGAAAAAGCCGAGAUCUCGCGUCAUUAUAAAUGAAAUUAGCAAUUAAGCGUGUGCGAUAGAAUCGGAGACAGAGAGAGAGAGAGAGAUAGAGAGAGAGAGAGAGAGAGAGAGAGAGAGAGAGAGAGAGGUGUUCGAAACACCGCCGACGCUAUGUACAUACUCGACGUGGUAAAUAUUUAAUUAACGAACUCAUCGCAUAUGUUAAUAGGAGAUACACGUUUAAUAUAUGCAUAUAUAGACUGUAUAUGUAAAUUGAGAUAACGAAUAAAAAAUAAAAUGCAAAUAAACCUUUAUAUUGUA
Molecule: messenger RNA, 6791 nt
Organism: Harpegnathos saltator (Jerdon's jumping ant)
Lineage: Eukaryota; Metazoa; Arthropoda; Insecta; Hymenoptera; Formicidae
Product: myoneurin
Exons: 4
Coding region: 2125-4866 (913 amino acids)
Biological process (GO): regulation of gene expression
Cellular component (GO): nucleus
Molecular function (GO): protein binding
Source: RefSeq, a predicted model, not a curated record